This is a messenger RNA of Moneuplotes crassus, 643 nucleotides long. NCBI's taxonomy places the organism in Eukaryota, Ciliophora, Spirotrichea, Euplotida, Euplotidae. The record is from the annotation of a GenBank genome assembly.
UAUCAUGUCCAGUAACACUACCAAUCCCUCAGCCCAGAUCUCCACUCUAAAAAGUAACCCACCUCAUUUCCUCCCCUACUUCCCCGCCUAAAUUCCCAACCCCAAUCCCCCACCUUUCAACCCCCUAAUUUUCCCUUCAGAAUCCCCCAGCCGCUUAUUUCUUUCCUCAAUGAUCCCCCAGUGCACCACUCAGAGCCUCAAGCUUCCUUAUUCAACGAAGGAAAUAGAAGUGACUCAGCUGACUGAGACUAAGUUUAGGAGUUCAAAGUCUGAAGGUUUUGUUCUGCCUCAGAUUUCAGGAAGAGGAGUGGAGGGUAGAAGAGAUUUUCAGAAUAAACUGUUACUUAAACGAAGCAAGAUGAACAUCUAUAACCUCAAAGUUAAUACUGAGAAGAGCAAAUUAAUGAACCCCUUCCAAGCCAUCAAGGAUAUGAAGAACCUCAGUUACCAAGACAGCCCGACCUCAGCAGAAACUAAGAGCUCAUGAAAAACUGUAGGAAAUCUGAGCUAUAUCUUUGUCAAACCUAAGAGCUCCCAAAAGAAUACUAAGGAAGAACUGGUUAAUGAAUUUCUAAACCAGCAAGGAGUCUUCCAAAUCAACUUGCCUGUGGCUCUGAAUGAUUACAGUUUCAGAAAUCAGUAA